AUGUCGAACUUUCACAAGUUGCUCAACAUGAUCUUGACGAGUAUCCGACGCCUCCCAUUUUUUAGAAAGAACAUUCCCGGAGUGGCAGAAGUAUUGUUCAGAGGGCAUGUCGACGACGCGAAGUUACACUUCAGCAGAGCCCUCAUGCAACACGACCACUACGAACUCUGGGAUCCAGGUCAGUUGACUGUCGCUCGUUUAACCGGAGGGCCAUAUAUCAUCCUAGUGGAGCCAGAUGAAGAUUACCCACCUAUUCUGCGCGUUCCCUUUCGCUUGAUCCCAAACGAGAUGGUCAUUACCGUCAAUCAGAGCGAACUCACGAUUUUCGGCGAGGUUCCAGACAACGAGGACGAGUUUCUCCACAUCAAGGCGGGAGAUGACAAGACGUUGUGGGUAAUCGCUCAAUGUUUGGCCCGUCAUACGGCCGACGUUGAACGUCGAGAGCGCAACAUCCGUGCCCAGAUAAUGUCAUUCCGGCUGUUCUUGUUCGAGGACUCAGAGGAGCGGCGAUCGAGAGUCAAUCUAGGCCAAAAGCCCGGCAUCGGUCUCUCUCUGACUGCGGGCAACAACACCGUCGACAUGACAGGUGUGCUCGUCGAGCACGAUAGCGACAUCGAGCUCCUCGUCAUGGGCGAACCUUAUCCGGUACUUCAACAGCGUAACGUCGCUAGCCAUUAUAAAGGGUGCUAUCUGGCCUUCUUCAGAUCCGACGGUCUUCCCCCUCCCGAUUCCGUUCAAGUCGAAUGUGCCAAUCAACCCCAUCCAGCCGAUUUUGACGUCCGGAUCAUGACUUUCGUUUCCGCGUAG
Fomitopsis serialis is the source of this 807-nucleotide messenger RNA. RefSeq lists its product as uncharacterized. Lineage: Eukaryota; Fungi; Basidiomycota; Agaricomycetes; Polyporales; Fomitopsidaceae. Bases 1 to 807 code for a protein of 268 amino acids. The transcript is spliced from 5 exons. The record is from RefSeq and is a predicted model, not a curated record.